Messenger RNA from Mytilinidion resinicola, 794 nucleotides. RefSeq lists its product as uncharacterized. Gene Ontology annotation, cellular component: nucleus. The record is from RefSeq and is a predicted model, not a curated record. NCBI's taxonomy places the organism in Eukaryota, Fungi, Ascomycota, Dothideomycetes, Mytilinidiales, Mytilinidiaceae. The coding region runs from base 45 to 794 and encodes 249 amino acids. The transcript has 2 exons.
GUGUAUACUCACUGUUCAUUAUUCCACCACAUCAGCAUCUACGUAUGGCGUGCUCGAACUGCUCCAGGCGUACUCUGGAGCUGUUCCUUCGGGGAGCAGCUGGUAUCGACACCAGCGCAACCCUUCGCUCGUCCCUACAUCUAAACUUUCCGACCACACGACAUUUCAGCGCCGGCACUCAAUGGAUCCGCCGCGACGACUCAAUUCCCAAUCUCUCCAUACGAUCUGAUCCGAUACCUGCGCCUGCGAGGGCAGCUAAGGAGGCGGGUUCAUCAGGCAGACCGGCAAAGGCGGAGGAGCCAGUGGAAAAGGAGCCAUGGAUGAUAAACAAGGCCGCUCUGCAGAAGAAGUUCGGAGGCGAGAAGUGGAGUCCGCGCAAGAAGCUAUCGCCUGAUACUAUGGACAGUAUUCGACAUCUGCAUAAACAAGCACCAGACAAGUUCACGACGCCGGUGUUGGCUGAACAUUUCAAAAUUUCCCCAGAGGCUAUUCGACGGAUACUGAAGAGCAACUGGAGGCCUUCGGAUGAGGAGUACGAAGACAGAAUGCGGAGAUGGGAGAAACGGGGCGAGACUAUUUGGAGCAAUCUGGUGGAUCUGGGAGUCAGGCCUCCGAAGAAAUGGCGAGAUAUGGGUGUUGGCAAGGCAGAACGGGGCGAUGUGCCUAAGUGGAAGUCAAGAUGGAGAAACCAGGUCGCUGUGAGCGACAGCAUCGAUGAUAUUCCGCUAGUGGAUGAGGGACCUGGUCAUGCUGCGUGGGAAGAGCCGCGGCCAAUUGCUGAGCGAAUCAUGUAG